CGUCUGUUUUACGCACGGCGCCUAGCCAACCCGGCGCCGCCGGUUUGCACCUUCACCUCCUCCGUCACCGUCCCCGCGCACACAUCCAGCCAUGGGCUCCUUGGCGAACGCUUUCUACAACACCAUCGUCAAGCGCAACAGCGUAUUCGUGACGAGCAUCUUCGCUGGGGCGUUCGCUUUCGGUGUUGGCUUUGACACCGGCGUCACGUCGUUCUGGGAUACCUGGAACAAGGGGUACCAGUGGAAGGACAUCCGUGACCGCUACGCCCAGGAUGCAGACUCAUAGACGUUAGAUGUCGGAGCAUGUGUUCAUUGCUAUCGCAGAGCCAAGUAUAAUGAUCGCCUAAAACUUUCAUCUGCCCUGUCGGUGACUGGCCUCCAACUUGCUUUCGCUAUCAACUCCAGGAGAGUAAGUAUGGCGUGUCUUGACCCUGUGCGUAACAUAAAUGCGCACCCUAUGGCUUGCAUGUGCAGCCGUCAACGAGCGGCGGGCAAAGUGUACUGUAGCUCUGCUGCUGCUAACCACCUCUCCUU
This is a messenger RNA of Fomitopsis serialis, 534 nucleotides long. RefSeq names its product ubiquinol-cytochrome C reductase. The record is from RefSeq and is a predicted model, not a curated record. The transcript is spliced from 4 exons. Gene Ontology annotation, biological process: mitochondrial electron transport, ubiquinol to cytochrome c. NCBI's taxonomy places the organism in Eukaryota, Fungi, Basidiomycota, Agaricomycetes, Polyporales, Fomitopsidaceae. The coding region runs from base 92 to 286 and encodes 64 amino acids.